AUGACCGCAACUGCCUCUUCAACUACUCAAUUAGCGUGUCACAAUGGUGGUGUUUCUAUCAAUGGCAUUUGUAAAUGUCCAAGUGGUUAUAAUGGUAUAUUGUGUGAGCACCAGCAAGUUACUGAUUUAUGUACAAAUAUUGUUUGCAAAAACAAAGGCGUUGGUGUUAUUCGAAAUCCAAACGGUUCGUAUGAAUGUGUUUGCCUCUGUCGAGCUGGUUUCUCGGGAGAAUAUUGUGAAAUACAAGGAACUUCGGGUGUUUGUUCGUCCAUUUCAUGUUUGAAUGAUGCUACUUGUCGUGAAAUUGUGAUUGGUGCAACACGAACUGCCUACUGUGAUUGUCUAUUGGGUUAUCGUAGCGUCAAAUGUGAUGAUCGAUAUUUUAGUUGUUCUGCUCCUGGCAAAUUUCGUGACAAUGAGAUGCAUGACCAAGGAAAAUAUUUCGAAUGCUUGGACAGGAACGGAUCAGUACGACUAGAACGAAGAUCCUGUGCCAAAGGACUUCGUUUCAAUACUAGCACACAAGAUUGUACUGGUUAA
Rotaria sp. Silwood1 is the source of this 540-nucleotide messenger RNA. The record is from the annotation of a GenBank genome assembly. NCBI's taxonomy places the organism in Eukaryota, Metazoa, Rotifera, Eurotatoria, Philodinida, Philodinidae.